Molecule: messenger RNA, 5206 nt
Organism: Pseudonaja textilis
Lineage: Eukaryota; Metazoa; Chordata; Lepidosauria; Squamata; Elapidae
Source: RefSeq, a predicted model, not a curated record
AGGGCCUCGCGCCGUCUUGGCGAAAAGAGAGCGCAUCGUGCGCGGUCGGUGGGCGGGCAGGCAGGCAGCCACCAUGAGCGGAGGCCUGGGAGGGAUGACGGCGGAGCAGCUCUUGCAGCAGAGGCUUCUCCGGAGCCGCCUGCGAGGCGCGCAGCACCCGGGCCUGGGCAUCGGAGGCCCGAUCCCGCCGUCGCUGCUGCAGCCCGGCCCGCCAUGCCUGCUCUCUCCUCCGGAGCCACCCGACUCUCCGCCGCCCGGCACGACGCCCGCCGAGAUCCCCGCCGGCCCGCGUUACCCGAGCGAGACCUGGUGCUCCUUGUGCCGCGUCUACUGCCCGGAUCCGGUGUGCCUUCCCUGCGGGCACAACUUCUGCACCGCCUGCAUCGGGCAGCGCCUGGGCGAGCCCAAGAUCAAUAUCUCCUGCCUGGAGUGCGGCGCCAGCGCCCGCAAGAGGAACCUCCGGCCCAUCAAGCCGCCGUCGCUGCUGGCCAACCUGGUGCUGGAGAGGCCCAAGCGGCAGAGGCUCGAUUCCUUCACCGGACCGGCGGCGGCUGCGGCGGCGGCUGCGGCGGCAACAGCCACAGCCACACUAGUCCCCCCGGCGAGCCCAGCAGUAACACCAGUGGCGCCGCCGGCGCCGGUGGUGACCACCCCGACAAUCGUCCCUCCGGCGCCCGUGGUUUCAACGCCCGCCACCCCGCCGCCUCCGUCCCCAACGCCGCCACCGGCCACCCCUCCGCUGCUUCCCGCGCCGUCCCCGGCCGCCCCGUCCACGCCGCCCUCGGCCCCCUUGCCCGUCGCCUCCCCUACCGGGAGAAGGGCGCCCGUGGCCCUCGGAGGGGCUGGAGACGGGAACGGGGAGAGGCUGUGCGAGAUCCACCAGGACGUGCUGCAGUUCUUCUGCGAGGAGGACCAGACGCCCAUCUGCGCACACUGCGACCGAUCCCAGGAGCACCGCGCUCACACCAUCUUCCACGUCGAGAGGGCGGCCCGGGAUUACAGGCCGUUUUUAUUUAUUCAGGCGCGAGUUAAGGCACAAUUAGAAACUCUGAAGCAGGAAAAAAAUAAUCUGUGGAGCCAGAAGCUGUCAGGCGAGAAGAAAAUCCAAGAAUACACGGAAAAGGUUGAGACCGAAAGGAAGGACAUCGUCACUGAAUUUGAACAGCUGCAUCAGUUCCUGAAACAACAGGAGGAACGCCUGCUGACCCAGCUGGAAGAGCUAGAUAAAGACCUAGAGAAGCAGAAAGACGACAUGAUGACCAAAAUCUCAGAAGAACUUACCCGUCUUGGUGAUGUCAUCACUGAGAUGGAGAUGAAAAGCAAGCAACCGGCGAGUGAAUUUUUGCAGCAAACAUCCGAUGUUCCACCUCAGGGAUCACAGGACAUUAAAAAAAACAUGGACAGAUGCACCGUAGAACAGUUCCCGUCAGCUGAAGAAGCGACAUCCGAGCUGGGAGAGCGACUGGAGUUGCUGUCACGGAAAGGGGUGGCUCUGAAGGAAACUAUGAAUAGAUUUCAAGAUAAUGUGACAUAUGCCAUCGAGAGAACAGACACUGUGAAAUCACUGAAUGAUAAAAGAAUGUCAACUCUGGACCUGGAUUUCUCAAGUGCUCUUCUGCCCCUGGACCAAAGAAAUGCCGGAGAUGGAGAAUCUCGGCACAGGCUGCCUGCCUUACAUUAUGUUCCUGACACUCCCCAGAGAAUGGAUUCCAGAGCUCUGGUUCUGGGCUGUGAUGGGUUCACCUCUGGGAGAUACUUUUGGGAAUUGGAAGUGGGCGAUGGGGAAUUCUGGGCAGUGGGGGUCACCCGAGAUCCUUCCAAGAAGAAGGGGAUGAUGGACUUCAGCCCAGAGGAGGGGAUCUGGGCUGUGGGGCUGUGGAAGGGCCAACACUGGGCCCUCACUUCCCCUGUUACGGCCUUGUCCCUGAGCCAACACCCCAAAAGAAUCCGAGUGUCCUUGGACUAUGUGGGGGAAUGUGUGACCUUUACUGAUGCAGACACUGAGGACCCCAUCUUCACAUUCCCACCAGCUUCUUUUAAUGGGGCGCGUACCCAUCCUUUGCUGUGGGUAGUAGGUUUCCCAGCCCAGUCUGUGUUUCUGAGGCAAUGUGACACGGAAGCAGAACAACUCUCCUUGCACACCAAGGCCUUAAGACUGUUGCCCUGGGGAACAAAGGAAGAAUUGAAAAGACCAAGUAAGAAACCAGAAGCUUCAGGGAUGACCUUGCAACAUCAGCUGGCUUCUGGCACAGAAAACCCUGCCCUGGGUUUUGUGUCUAGCAUUCGUGCUCUCUAUGCUGCAGUGAAAGCAGGAAGAGAAGAAGAAGAAGGAGAAGGUGGAGCCAUGGCUGCCGUCCUUCUCCCGGGAAACCUGCAAGAUGAAGCCACUUGCUCAGUUUGCCUGGAAUAUUUCAAAGACCCCGUGUCCAUCCAAUGUGGGCACAAUUUCUGCCGGGCUUGUAUCACCAAGAGCUGGAAGAGCCUGGAGGUGGACUUCCCUUGCCCUCAGUGCAGGGAAGUGUUCAAGGAGAAAAGCUUCAGGCCCAACCGACAGCUGGCCAACAUGUCUGAGAUCAUCAGCCAGUUCAUCCUGCAUGGUGGGAGAGGCCUUGAGGACGACAGGAUCUGCGAGAAGCACAAGGAGGCCCUGAAGCUUUACUGCAAAGACGACCAGAAGACCAUUUGCGUGGUGUGUGACCGGUCCCGGGACCACCGACCUCAUGCGGUGGUGCCUGUAGAAGAGGCAGCCCAGGAAUACAAGGAACAAAUACAGACUCGCUUGGAUUUCUUGAAGAAAGAGAGACAGGAACUCCUGGAAUUCAAAACUCAGGAUGACAAGAAGAGCCAAGAAUUGCUGAAAACCAUAGAAACCGAGAGACAGAAAGUUCUCUCUGAAUUUGAAGGGCUACGCCAGUUUCUCCAUGAUCAAGAACAGGUUCUCCUUGGACAGCUGGACAAGAUGGAGAAGGGCAUUGUGAAAAGACAGAAUGAAAACAUCACAGAGCUGUCCAAGGAAAUUUCCCUCCUCAACAAAUUCAUUGCUGAUCUGGAGGACAAAAACCAAGAACCAUUGCUUGAUUUCCUCAAGGAUGUGACAGCUAUUAUUGCCAGAAGUGACAAAGUUAAAUGUCAGAAGCCUAUUCCAGUUUCCUCUGACAUGAAGGGCCAUGUCUCCAACUUCUCUGUGAAGACGGUGUCACUCAAGGAAGUACUUAAGAAGUUCAAAGAUCAUCUCCGGGAUGAACUGGGGAAAGGUGAGAAAGAGGACUUGCUUCUGGAUCUGGAGACAGCCAACCACCUCCUCCUCAUCUCGCCGGAUCUCAAGACGGUGCGGAUGGGUUGCCGCAAGCAAGACCUCUCUGACAGCCCCAAACGCUUUGACACCAACUCUCGAGUCCUGGCAAAGGAAGGGUUCAAGUCUGGGCGGCAUUACUGGGAGGUGGAGGUGGGAUCCGCCGACGGCUGGGCCUUUGGAGUGGCCAAGGAAUCGGUGCGAAGGAAAGGGCUGACUCAAUUUUGCCCCGAAGAGGGCAUUUGGGCCCUACAGCAAAAUGGAGGGCAAUAUUGGGCAGUCACCACUCCUCAACGCACCCCGCUUUUUCUGAAUGAGAAGCUGAUUAAAAUUAGAGUCUACUUAGACUACGAAGGAGAGGAAGUGUCCUUCUACAAUGCUGACACCAUGCAACACAUCUUUACCUUUAACAUCGCCUUCACAGAGAAGAUGUUUCCGCUCUUCUCAGUGUGCUCCACUAUAACCUAUAUUAAACUUUGCUCCUGAGAUGAAAAGGAUGCCUCGAUAGAAACAGGAAGAAGCCCUGGUGAUGCAAGUGCUACUUGUUUUGAUAUGGGGCUGACCUCCAAGGGAGACACCAGGGUUGUGGGGAAAAUACGUGAGAAACCUGGCCACCUUCAGAUGCCAGUGGGGUUGAAAACUAAAUCUUGGACAAAGUUGCAGAAGAUGCCACCAAUUUAUCUACGCCAUGCAGGAGUCCUGUUAAUAGCCUUGGUGUUUGAGCUUCUGUUUCUAACCCAAACCUAUCACACAGUUAGGUAGGAUUGCAUCUCACCUACCUUGAAUGUUGAGAAGAAGUGUAACGUUUCCCCUUCCUUUGGAAUAGCUGUAGGGAAUAUGACAAAGAGACGGUAAAUUGUGUCAAAAUUGCAUACAGGACUGUCCCCACCCUCUAGCUGCUAUGUCUUUCCUCCAAAAGAGUUACAAAGGGGACGUUUCGCAACAGGGAAGUGAUGGAUGGAAGGCUUUCCCUUGUCCAGUUCUUUCUCUCCAGCAGGGUCUCUGAUUUGAUGUUAAUACAAACACCAAUACUAACAGAAUAUUUGUAGCUCCAGGUUGAACCGUGGUGUCCUUAGUGCUCUCUGAAUGGGGAUGUUUUCUUGCAGGCAUUUCAUUAUCCAACUAGGUAACAUCAUCAGUGCUAGAAGGGAGUGGGCUUUACUCUCUGUUUUAUAUACAAGGAUUGGCGGGAAUGUUCUUGGUAGUUCCUUGAUUAGGCUAUUCUUUACUGCUCGAUUGUUUGUCUCAUUUGGUAACGCCUCGAUUGGGGUAUUGUUUACAGCUUGUACUUUGCUUGUAAACAAUCAAGGGUAGAGAAACGUCUGCAAGAAAACGACCAAGCUCAGGAAGCAUCAAAACCCCCACAUAAACAUGGUUCUUGAACCUUGGUAUAGGAAAGGCAACUGGUCAAGAGUUGCAGGAAAGGGUAAAAUAAUCUGUGUUCUCUCUUUCUCCCUCCCUCCCUCUCUCUUUGGCUUCUUCUCAAGGUAUCUUAGUGGAGGAAAGAGAAUGCUUGGGGUAUCAAAAUAUAAGAUGCCCACAUACUGUGCAGUUCCCAGGGGCAGUUGAAGAAAGAUUUCAUCCUACAGAAUCACACACAAUUAGAGCUAACGUUUCUAUUUACUAUUAAAAAAAUAAUUACUUUUCUUAAGUUUAUUUUUUUCAGCUUUAGUUCUUGGACUUUGGGGUUUCUCAAUGCAAACGAUGUGUGGCUGGCUCUUGAAUUCAGGGGAGAUUCUCUUUGAUGUGGCCUUGUGGGCUUUUUGCACUUACUGUACCUUGCAGUACAGAAUUGAUUGCUCGUGUGAAGAGGCUUUUGCAAAUAAAUCCUGAAGAUGCGGAUGGAUGCCUGAAGACGCCUGCCCUUGGGCCUUGUAUAUGUGCACCCAGAGAACAGCAAGCCCUUCUCUUUGU